Molecule: messenger RNA, 468 nt
Organism: Quercus lobata
Lineage: Eukaryota; Viridiplantae; Streptophyta; Magnoliopsida; Fagales; Fagaceae
Exons: 1
Coding region: 1-468 (155 amino acids)
Source: RefSeq, a predicted model, not a curated record
AUGGAGUUGGGAAGGGGCACUCCCAUUACUUGGGAGAAGUUUAAGGAAGUUUUCAAUAGGACAUACUUCCCCGAUGUAGUAAGGGACUGUAAGGUAAGAGAAUUUUCUGAUUUGGUUCAGGGGGCUAUGACAGUGGAGGAGUAUGUUGCUAAGUUUGUUGAGCUCUCUCGCUUUGCUCCUUACUUGAUUCCGGAUGAGUCCAAGAAAGUGAAAACGUUUCGGGAAGGCCUUAAUGGUAAGAUUCGCCCUCUCAUUAUAGCCUCUGGAGUGGAUACUUUUAUGGAGGCUGUGAAGCAGGCAAUGAGUCUUGAAGAAGACUUUAAGUACAACCCCAGUUCCAAGGAGAGUGAAAAGAAGCAAGGGCCCUUUAAUUCUCAACAUGGUAAGGGUCAAGAGCAUAAGAAAGGAUUCUUUAAAAACUCGGGUAAUAGAGGACAAUCUUCUAGUCAAGCACUAAGCCAUUGUUGA